Echinostoma caproni is the source of this 357-nucleotide messenger RNA. The record is from the annotation of a GenBank genome assembly. Lineage: Eukaryota; Metazoa; Platyhelminthes; Trematoda; Plagiorchiida; Echinostomatidae.
AUGUAUCGGCUAAUCAGUGAAAGUGCGGAAACAGACUGGCCUACAGACAAGGUCAAACCGUUUGGUGGAGUAACGUUCUCUGUGACGGAACGACCUCAAAAGAUCUCCAUACGAACCGAUUGCAUUGAAAUUGCGGCCAAUAUGGUCCAAUCAAUCGCACGCUAUCUGAACCUGUCGGAACUGGCUAGUACGUGUGACUUUCCCGUAGCUAUGGAACAGCUGAAGAAUCUGAUUGAUUCUUCGACAGCCCACCAAGUGACUCGUGAACAGAUGAUUGCAGAGUUGGCAGAGAAAAAACAACUGAUACGGAAUUUGACUGUUCUGGCGGAAGAUCAUCGUUUGGUUGGUAAUUGGUGA